AUGGUUCGAACCUUGAUCAAGGACCUUUGGGACCAUCCACUGCCCGUCGUUGAGGACUAUCUUCUUCGCAAUAUGACAGCCAGCAUGUCAGAACUCAGCUUUGAUAUGAUGCAACUCUGUUGUGAGAUUUUCCUACCGCCAGUGUAUGCCUUGAUCCAACGUGUCGUGGCUCGCAACCGGGGCACAGUUAUCGCUUGGGGACGCUGGAUACAGAAAACACUACAUGUCCCUCGUUCCAUCUGUGUCUUCCUAGAAGAGGAACCAGGCAUGUAUGGUGAUACAAUCGACCAUUACUUUCCCAUCAUAUGCAUCUUGUUUUUCAUAGAUCUCCUCAGCUCCCUCGCAAUCCCCUUGGGAGUGGACUUCCGGAACCCCAUCAUUAUCGGCCUUGUUAUCAUCAACCCUUGCUGCGUGGGUUUUGCCGUAUGGCUUGGCCUCCUACGCGCGAAAUGGCGUCUGAUGGAGCAGCUAGACCUCGAACGCGCCGCUACGAGAUAUUUUGAACACCAACGUGUCGCACGGAUGGGAGCAUCGUCUCAGGGGAGAGUCCUACCUUCAAAAACAAAAGAGGGACACGUUCUUCUUGUAUGA
This is a messenger RNA of Clonostachys rhizophaga, 591 nucleotides long. NCBI's taxonomy places the organism in Eukaryota, Fungi, Ascomycota, Sordariomycetes, Hypocreales, Bionectriaceae. The record is from the annotation of a GenBank genome assembly.